CUUCCGCUAUGAAAAAGUCGUUUAAAAAUCGCGCGCCGGAAGAUCAAUAUAUCCGAUGGCAGCGCCAGAUCGUAUCCGUUUAUUCACCCGUAUCAACAGCUACUGCGUUUAUAAUCGUUUCGCAAUACACGUGAUUUAUACGCGUGCACAGUGCGUGUGUGCUAUCAACGUUAAGUUAUGAUAACGUAAAUAGUGUCUGAACAGACAUAUCUCCAACAGAACAAGUGAAACGGAGAAUUGCGAAACGUAAAAAUAACACGCUACCGUCGUGCGUGCUUCUUAGACAUCGAGUGCUCUGCGCAUGCGCCGAAAAGCACAGGAGGAUCUGAACAGCAGGAAGAGAUGAAACUUCUUGGAAAAGCUUGAUCAUAGUAAGCUGGUUAAUAAUCAUCCACCGAAUGAACCUAAAGGCACUCUAUGGUCGGAAGACACUAGUCAUUCGUCCAUAUGUUUCCUGGAGGAAUAUUUCGAAAACUAAACCAAAAGCUUCUGAGGUCUUAACGAGCUACCUGCUGCAAACGAACCAGCCACCGUGGACAUCGUACUUCGUGAAGUAUGCCGACGUGGUGAACGAUCAAAGGGGGAUGUCCCACUUCAAUUGGCCGGUAGGCAGCAGCAAUUACCACGUACUUAGAACCGGCUGCUUUCCAUACAUUAAAUAUCACUGCACCAAGAGGCCACGACAGGACCUCAGCGGCGAGGACAAAUUUUUCAAGGCGAUCAAGCUCUUGAACCUUGGUAUACCCACGUUGAUGUACGGACUGGCAGCGACUUGGCUGAUCAGACACCAGGAGAUCGUGAAAACAGCCCAAGGGAACGUGACGAUCUACUUCUUGCUGCCCGAGGACAAGGGUUCCAUGUACUGAUACAACCAUGCCAGUCGACAUUAAUUUGUACCUUAUAAUGUUACUGUUCGAUGUAGGAUGAACGGGGAAUAAAGAAGUUGUAGUUUCCGAUGGGUUUAUUUGUUUUGUGUGUUGAGUGUGGGGUUUAACUUGUGUUGAGGAUGAUUGGGAGAGAGAGAGGAAUGGUAUGUAUUCAAAUAUGAAAUUGUUAAGUAACAACAUGUAGUCACAAG
This is a messenger RNA of Megachile rotundata (alfalfa leafcutting bee), 1078 nucleotides long. RefSeq lists its product as uncharacterized. The record is from RefSeq and is a predicted model, not a curated record. Lineage: Eukaryota; Metazoa; Arthropoda; Insecta; Hymenoptera; Megachilidae.